AUGAAGAAGCCCCAAACAUUGAGGGAUCUUAAAGAAGCCCGGAAGGAAGCGAUCGCAAUCACGGUCUUCCUCGCUCUGAUAGCAGUUCUGGCUGCUUUAGUUUUCAUGAAUCCCCCAUCUUCAAGAAGUGCAAGAAUUCACCAUCCAAGACCCACGAGUUUACAGACUCCUCUGAGUUCGGUGAUCAAAAAAGCUUGCACUAAAACUCUUUACUCUUCUUUGUGCUUCACCACCCUCUCUUCCAUUCCUCCCUCCAACGCAACCGUAACUUUCCAUCAUGUUCUUGAGUUUGCUAUCAAUCAAACCAAGGAACAUGUGUUGAAUACCCAAGUUGCAAGCGUGGCUCAUUUUGAAAACCAAGAAUUGAAUGCACAGCAGCAAAAUGCACUUAGGGAUUGCAUGGAAAUGCUUGAUCAGACCACUUAUGAACUUGAACAAGCCACUGAUGACUUGCAUAAAUUUCCUUCAAAAAGAGGAUAUAUUCCGAGAUCUCAUGGGUACCUCAAAAUCCUCCUCAGUGCGGCAAUGACUAAUGGGUACACCUGCAUUGAUGGUUUGUCUGACUUGGAAGAAUUAGGUUCAGAUGGCCAAAAGGAUCUGAAAGGCCACUUUGAAAAUUUGCUUACUCCAAUCUCUCACAUGAUCAGUAAUUGUUUGGCCAUGAUCGCAGAAGUGGAGAGGGAAAUGCGCAAAGAAACUCUCAACAAUCCAAGGAUGUUGAGUAUGAAAGUGCAAGAAGACGGAUUCUUGGAUUGGAUGACUGUAGCAGAUCGAAAACUAAUGGAAACACCAACUGAAUUGAGUCCUAAUGUAAUUGUAGCCUCUGAUGGCAGUGGAGAUUACACAAGAAUUGGGGAGGCAAUAGCCAAUGCACCAGACUUUGGCACGAAAAGAUACGUAAUAAAAAUCAAUGCAGGAAUCUACGGUGAGAAUGUGGUCAUUCCGAGGGAGAAGAUUAAUCUGAUGUUAACUGGAGAUGGGAUGAACUCAACAAUUCUCAUUGGGUCCAAAAAUUUUGUGGAUGGAUACUCAACUUUUGCUUCAGCCACCCUGACAGUGGUUGGAGACAAGUUCAUUGCCCAGCACCUAUCAAUCAUUAACACAGCAGGGGCAGAGAAGCAUCAGGCAGUUGCCCUGAGGGUUACGUCCAAUGCUGCUUUCUACCGUUGUGAGAUGAUCUCUUAUCAGGACACUUUGUAUGCACACUCCCUGCGUCAAUUUUAUCGUGAAUGCUCAAUUGGAGGCACCGUGGACUUCAUCUUCGGAAAUGCAGCUGCAAUCUUCCAAAACUGUCUCAUUCUUCCCCGCAAACCAGGUCCAGGACAGAGAAACAUGAUCACUGCCCAGGGGAGGGAAGAUCCCAAUCAGAAUACUGGCAUGAUAUUGCAGAAUUGCACGAUAAAGGCUGCACCAGACUUCCCAUUUCAAGAUAGGAAAUACUUCCCAACAUUUCUGGGCAGGCCAUGGAGGAACUUUUCGAGGACUAUCAUCAUGAAGAGCUAUUUAGAUGACCUGAUAAAUCCGCAAGGAUGGAGUGUGUGGAACCAAUACAGCAGGCUGGACACCAUUGAGUACAUUGAAUACAUGAAUACAGGACCUGGCUCCGACACCAGAAGAAGAGUUCAAUGGGGAGGGUACAAGAAGAAUUGCACAGAAGACAUAGAGAGACAGUUUGCCGUUGGAGCAUUCUUGCAUGGAGCUGAUAACUGGUUAGAAUCGAUAGUGUUCCCUCUCUUGAGCGGUUCCUGA
This is a messenger RNA of Coffea eugenioides, 1749 nucleotides long. Its product is annotated as pectinesterase-like. The record is from RefSeq and is a predicted model, not a curated record. The transcript is spliced from 2 exons. Bases 1 to 1749 code for a protein of 582 amino acids. Gene Ontology annotation, biological process: cell wall modification. Lineage: Eukaryota; Viridiplantae; Streptophyta; Magnoliopsida; Gentianales; Rubiaceae. Gene Ontology annotation, molecular function: pectinesterase activity; pectinesterase inhibitor activity.